Papaver somniferum (opium poppy) is the source of this 1137-nucleotide messenger RNA. RefSeq lists its product as uncharacterized. NCBI's taxonomy places the organism in Eukaryota, Viridiplantae, Streptophyta, Magnoliopsida, Ranunculales, Papaveraceae. The record is from RefSeq and is a predicted model, not a curated record. The coding region runs from base 168 to 836 and encodes 222 amino acids. The transcript has a single exon.
AAUAAUGUCAAACUAAAAACAACUGGCAGCAACAUCCUCUCAGCCCCUGGUAUAUAUACUCCACAUUCCAUCCACCAAAUCUAUAACUUCAUCUUCAUUCAUUCUGAGCACACUUCUUCUUCUAUCUCUUCUUCCUCUGUAAACCAAUUUCUAGAACCACUUCUCUAAUGGGGAACCACGUAUCAUGUACACUAACAGUCCAGACAGGAGGAAAACACAGCAUACCAAGUAACGAAGCAACAGUCAUACUACCAAAGGGAGUAAUCAGAAAAAUUGAAGGACCCUUUUUGACAAAAGCGGCAGAAAUCAUGUUUGAGAUACCAAAUCAUUUCUUAGUGAAUUCGAAAUCGUUGCGUAUUGGUUCAAGAUUUUCAGCUCUUAAUGCUGACGAAGAUUUGGAAAUGGGUAAUGUUUAUGUUUUGUUUCCGAUGAAAAGAGUUAAUUCUGUUGUUACAGCUUCAGAUAUGGGUUCAUUACUAUUGCUUGCUACUACUACUGCUGCUGCUGGGAAUAAGGGUAGAACAUCAGCAUCCGGUGGUGGGAACAAUAAAGUUAGAGUUUCUCCUGAGUCAAUAAUAGUACCACCUUCUGUUGCUGAUGAUGAUGAUGAUAAAGAUGAAGAAUUUAUUGAAGAUCAGGAUUCAUGGGUUGUUAUGAUUAGGAAUAUUAAAAGGGAUAAUUCUAAGAAACAGAGUGAUCAUGAUCAAAUACCAAGAUUGAGUUUAGAAGAUAUUGAUGAUAUUAUUCUUGCUGAUCUUCAACAUAGAAGAUCAGUUGGUAGAUCAAGAAAACCAUCACUUAGCACAAUCACUGAAGAACCUGUUUUUUCAAGAUGACAAUUUAUGAUGAUGAUCAAGAAGAAAAAAACAGAGGAAUUUGUUACUUGAUACUAUUCUUUUUUUUGAUUUCUCUGUUUUUUUUUUAUAAUUCUUUCUCUCAUUGAUCUAUUAAAUUUUUGAAAAGAUUGAGAGAAAUUCAAUGGAUUAUUAUCAUUAUUAUGAUUGUAAUAUUUUUUGGGUAGCGAUUGAAUAAUUUGUUAUGGUGUGGUGGUGAAGUAAUUUAUCACUUAAGAAGAAUUUGUUAUUAUAAAUAAAUAAAGAAUGAAAAAACAAGAAAUGAAAUGCGUUUUUUUUCUAA